Molecule: messenger RNA, 1830 nt
Organism: Adineta steineri
Lineage: Eukaryota; Metazoa; Rotifera; Eurotatoria; Adinetida; Adinetidae
Source: the annotation of a GenBank genome assembly
AUGUCAACAACAACCGAUACAUCAGUUUCGUCAUGGAUUGCUGCAAAUAAUGAACAACAGCAAAAUAUUAUGGAUACUUUUACACUUCAUAUAUUAUCUGAUUUUUUUGUUGUUCAACCUAACAUACGCAAUGCAAAAGAAUUCCUUUCAAUUGAUCGAACAAGUGAAGACAUACGACUUCAUAAUACAUUACCAAAAGUUGAUGGAUCCGAACAACGAUCUAUUCAUGGGAUUAUUGGAACAAUUCAUUUAAUUUCUGGUUCAUAUUUAAUUGUCAUAACAUCUAAGAUACAUAUAGGUAAUAUUAAUGGACAUAGAAUUUAUAAAGUUGGAACAACUGAUGUUAUACCAUAUGUACGUUCUAUGUCACAUUUAACUGAACAUCAAAUAAAAUAUAAUACAAAAUAUUUAUCAAUGAUUGAAAUAGUUCUACAUACAGAAGCAUUUUAUUUCUCUUAUACAUAUGAUCUAACACAUACAUUUCAACGUCUUCAAACAUCACCAUCAAAUUUUAAAUCUCAAUCAAUUAUUGAACGUGCUGAUCAACGUUUUGUUUGGAAUCAUUAUCUGCUUAAAGGAUUUUCUAAUAAUAAAAUAACUGCUCAAUUUAUUCUACCAAUUAUACAUGGAUUUAUUGCAAUUAAUAAAUUGAAUAUUAAUGGACAUUCAUUUACUUAUGGGGUAAUUUCACGAAGAAGUACUCAUCGAGCAGGUACAAGAUUAUUUAUUCGUGGUAUUAAUGAUGAUGGUCAGGUUGCAAAUUAUGUUGAAACUGAACAAAUUCUUCAAAUGGAUGAUGUUCUUUGUUCUUAUGUUCAAAUACGUGGAUCAAUACCUUGUUAUUGGUCACAAUUACCUAAUCUUCGAUAUAAACCAAAAGUAAUUGUUUUGCCAUCGAAUAAUCAUAUGACUGCAUUUCGACAACAUUUUGAAGAACAAGAAAGUUAUUAUGGUAAACAAUUUCUUAUUAGUCUUACAAAUCAUCAUGGAGCCGAAGGCAAAUUAAAUUCAAAAUAUCGUGAAUUAUAUGAAGGAAGUGAAAAAGUUUAUCUAAAAUUUGAGGAUUUCGAUUUUCAUAAAGAAUGUGCUGGUAUGCGGUAUGAUCGUUUAACAAUAUUAUUAGCUCGUACUAUAGCUGAUCAAGAUGAUUAUGGUUAUUUUGCUGUAACUAAAAAUGGUGUUUUACAAUGUCAACAAACUGGUGUAUUUCGUACAAAUUGUAUUGAUUGUCUUGAUCGAACAAAUGUUGUUCAAAAUUUAUUUGCUAAAAGAAUUUUAGAAAAACAAUUACAACAUUAUAAUAUCAUUAAAUAUGGAGAAAAAAUUGAUGCAUAUGCUGAAUUUAGUAGUCUAUUUAAAAAUAUUUGGGCUGAUAAUGCCGAUUUUAUUAGUAUUCAAUAUUCUGGAACUGGUGCAUUAAAAACAGAUUUUACUAGAACAGGUCAACGAUCAACAAUGGGUCUACUCAAAGAUGGUUAUAAUUCACUUAUGCGUUAUGUUUUCAAUAAUUUUUACGAUGGUUUUCGACAGGAUGGUAUUGAUCUGUUUUUGGGUAAUUAUCGUAUAUCAUCAAAUGAAGGAAAUACACCAGAAACAUGUCCAAUAAGUAAAGAAACUAGUAAAAAAUUAUUAGCAUUACCUAUUACAAUGUUUCUUGCUUUAUCAAUGUGUAUUGUUAAUUUAUUUAUUCCUGCUACGUCAUUUGGUGAACAACUGACAUAUAUUUUAUUUUGGGGUGCAGCAACAAUAACAGCAUUAGUAGUUACACUAUUUAUGGGAAAAGGUUUAGUUGAUACACCAAAACUUUAUGCGAAAGUUAAAAAAGAUUAA